CUAUUUCUACUUGUGAAGGACGCGUGCGCCGCCAUUAUCAUUUUCGUGUAAUUAUAAUUUUUAUGGUAAAAGUUAAAGUAUUAGUAAUAAAAAUAACUGCAAAUUGUUGUAAAAAGGUUUCUGCAUACGACGACACUGUUUUUACAUACAAGAUGACGCUGCCGGACGAUUCCGACAAGCUUAAAAGGCUUAUAAGUGAGCGCGGGUACGUGAAGUCAUGUCUUACACGUAUAGAACGUUUCUGUGCGUCGGGUUUAGACACCGCAUCACUAGAAUUGCUCCAGGAAAAACGUACACGACUCGUCGAGAUACUCAAGGAGUACGAGAAAUACAACAAGGAAAUUCUAUUCCUUAAUCCAGAUGACAAGGAAAACCCGGAAGAGUAUGAAAAAAAGCGAGCGCUUGCCAUGGAGAAUACCAGCGGUGAGAAAAUGUACUCAUCCGCAGCUGACUCAGCAGGCACUUCUAAAGGUGGUAAGCCUGGCAAGUCUGCCAGCUUUGUAGCAGCCUCGACUUCAUGUUCUCCAACGCGAGUCGCUGCCGCUAACACCAACGGGGCCCUUCCUGGUUAACACGAGCUUCGGUUAUGUUGUCGCAGGCAGCCUGCCUGUGUCUGCAGGCCAGGUAUCCUCGUCAAACUUUUGUGUAACAGUUCAAGACUUAAGGCCGAAUCUUCCAGUCAACUCAUGGGAUCUCUACCGCUUGAUCGUGUUAACGUUACUCGUCCAUUCCAAAUUGUAGGCACCGAUUAUGCCGGGCCUUUCAAUGUAAAGCAAACUAGAAUAAGAAAUCCUGUCAUAACAAAAGCCUAUGUAGUGAUUUUUAUAUGCUUUAUUACAAAAGCUAUUCACAUUGAAUUAGCGUCGGAUAUGACAACUAAUACAUUUUUGUCAUGUUUUAAAAGAUUUAUAAGUCGUAGAAAUAAGCCUACGAAAGUAUAUUGUGACAAUGGAAGUUACUACAAAGGUGCAGAUAAUGUACUAAGGGAAUUGUAUAAUCUACUGAAUUCCACAGGACACCAAAACAAGGUAUUAGAAUAUGGUACCUCUGAAAGGAUUCCAUUCAAUUUUAUUCCUUCUUAUAGCCCAGUAUUUGGUGGUCUGUGGGAGGCAGGAGUUAAAAGCGUUAAAUACCACAUGAAACGUGUAAUUGGAAAUGCGGUACUCACUUUUGAGGAAUUGUACACGGUGCUUGUACAAAUUGAAAGUAUCUUAAAUUCUCGCCCAUUGACGCCCUUGUCAAGGGACUGUAAUGACAUGACUUACCUUACACCUGCACACUUCCUCACUGGUGCUCCGUUCACCUCAUAUCCAGAAUUAAAUUUAAUGGAUGUAAAUGUAGGAAAGCUUAGCUUUUGGCGUCAGUGUACGCAAAUGCAACAGACGUUUUGGCGUCAGUGGCAUAAACAAUAUUUAGUUAUGUUACAGAGCCGUCCUAAAUGGCAAAAUCAACAGCCAAACUUGCAGAAAGGUACUAUGGUACUACUGAGGUCUGAUUCUAUAUCACCGUUAAGUUGGCCUGUUGGACGAAUUGUAAAUGUCAUACCGGGGAGGGAUAACUUAGUUAGAGCUUUAGAUGUAAAAACAGCUAAGGGGUUCAUUGUUAGAACUAGUGUAAUGAAAGUUUCGCCAUUACCUAUAGAUUAUAAUUAAAUUUAUUGUUUAAGCAUUGUAUUUAAAAAAUGUUUCUGGUACUAUACCUAUCUUGUGGCUGUGCCCAAUAUGUUUAUGACCAAGUCAACCAUAAAUAUUUUUAUACUAUAAUAGUUUUUUGGAUUGUCUAUGGUUAGUUAAGAAAAACUCAAUGUUCUAAAAUGGUGUAAGAUUUUUCGUGCCAUAAAAUAAAUAUAUCGUGAUUCUAUAAAU
Molecule: messenger RNA, 1865 nt
Organism: Pectinophora gossypiella (pink bollworm)
Lineage: Eukaryota; Metazoa; Arthropoda; Insecta; Lepidoptera; Gelechiidae
Exons: 5
Coding region: 687-1652 (321 amino acids)
Biological process (GO): DNA integration
Molecular function (GO): nucleic acid binding
Source: RefSeq, a predicted model, not a curated record